This is a messenger RNA of Medicago truncatula (barrel medic), 1008 nucleotides long. Its product is annotated as F-box/kelch-repeat protein At3g23880-like. The transcript has 2 exons. The record is from RefSeq and is a predicted model, not a curated record. Gene Ontology annotation, molecular function: protein binding. NCBI's taxonomy places the organism in Eukaryota, Viridiplantae, Streptophyta, Magnoliopsida, Fabales, Fabaceae. Bases 1 to 1008 code for a protein of 335 amino acids.
AUGUCGCCGAACUUAUUCCUCCAUGAUGAACUUAUCGCAGAAGUGUUAUCAUUCCUUCCCGUAAAAUCACUUAUGAAACUAAGGUGUGUGUGCAAGUCAUGGAAAACUCUCAUCUCUGAUUCAACUUUCGUCAAACUACACCUUCAGAGAUCCGCAAGAAACAAACACCUAUCACUAUUCUCGUACAAAUACCAAACUUCCAAGCAUUUCAGUGUCAUACCUUCCCCCUUGCGUCGUUUACUGGAGAACACAUCUGUCACCCUCGCUGACAAGUCUGACUUCCAUCUGAACAAGGGUGGAUUACUCUAUGUUGUUGGUUCCUGCAAUGGAUUGCUAUGCUUAGUUGGUUGUUUAUACAACGAUAAUUAUGAAGAGUUAGGGACCAUUGUGGCUUUUCAUCUACUGAGCACGAACGACGAAGUAAGAGUUUUCACUUUUGGUGAUAAUGUUUGGAGGAAUAUUCGAAGUCUUCCCGAUGUUCUAUCUUAUCAUCAUUGGGAUAUCAAUCAUGGUGUGCAUGUGAGUGGCAGUCUUAACUGGUUGGCCAUCCUAAUGGAGUCGCAAUUUGUGAUCAUCUCGCUUGAUUUGAGUACAGAGUCAUCCCGUCAGUUGCUUCUCCCUCAAGGUUUUGAUAAACCGACACUUCCUAAGUCAACUCUUUCUGUGUUGAUGGACUCGCUUUGUUUUUGUCAUGAUUUUCACAGAACGGAUUUUAUCAUAUGGCAGAUGAAGGAAUUUGGAGCGCAAGAGUCCUGGACUCAGUUCCUUAAAAUUAGUUAUCAAAGCAUUCAAAUUGAUUAUAAUGUCAUUAGUAACUCGCUGGAAAUGUUCCUAUUCCCAUUGUGUCUUUCUGAGAAUGGUGGUACACUGAUAUUGGCAUGUAAUGAAUAUGAACAAGCCAUUCUAUAUAGUUUGAGGGAUAAUGUAGUAGAGAAAACUAGAAUUACCAAUAAAAUAGAGUGGUCUCUUUCGAAGGAUUAUGUUGAAAGUUUGGUUUCAACUGGUUGA